Molecule: messenger RNA, 1287 nt
Organism: Alternaria novae-zelandiae
Lineage: Eukaryota; Fungi; Ascomycota; Dothideomycetes; Pleosporales; Pleosporaceae
Exons: 2
Coding region: 1-1287 (428 amino acids)
Biological process (GO): nucleocytoplasmic transport; activation of GTPase activity
Cellular component (GO): cytosol; nucleus; perinuclear region of cytoplasm
Molecular function (GO): small GTPase binding; GTPase activator activity
Source: RefSeq, a predicted model, not a curated record
AUGGCUGGCGCAAAGAUCUUUUCUAUCGAGGGCAAGGGCCUCAAACUCACCACCGCCGAGGAUAUUGAGCCGCACAUCCAGGACCUCAUGAGCAACGACGAUGUAGAGGAGAUCAAGUUCUUGGGCAACACACUGGGUAUUGGAGCCAGCGAGGCGCUUGCUAAGGUCUUGGAGAGCAAGAAGAACCUCCAGGUCGCAAACCUCGCCGACAUCUUCACCUCGCGUCUCCUCUCUGAGAUCCCGCCCGCGCUAUCCCACCUCCUCACCUCCCUCCUCACGCUACCAAACCUCCACACUGUCGACCUCUCGGACAACGCGUUCGGCCUCAACACGGUUGCCCCGCUCGUAGACUUCCUGUCGCAACACACCCCACUCCGCUACCUAUACCUCAACAACAACGGCCUAGGACCCGCCGCUGGUGUCCUCGUCGCAGAUGCGCUCACCGCACUCGCCGCCAAGAAGGCCGCGGCGCGAAAAGACGGCAAAGAGGUACCCGAUCUCGAACUCGUAAUUUGCGGUCGCAACCGCCUGGAGAACGGCAGCAUGGGCGCAUGGGCAAAAGCCUACGCCGCCAACACGGGCGUCAAGACCAUCAAGAUGACGCAGAACGGUAUCCGCCAAGAAGGUAUCUCGCACCUCAUCACCAACGGCCUCGCCCACCUCUCCAAACUAGAUACCCUCGACCUCCAGGACAACACCUUCACAGCCAUGGGCGCAAAAGCCCUCAGCAGCGCCGUCGGCAACUGGACUGAGCUCCGCGAACUCGGCGUAGGCGACUGCCUGCUCAGCGGCCGGGGCGGCGUUGCUCUCGCUGCUGCACUGGAAAAGGGCAACAACAAGAAGGUUGAGGUCCUGCGCCUCCAGUUCAACGACAUCAACGCUAAGGGUCUCGCUGGCCUCGCCUCCGCUUCCCAUACCGCACUCCCUGCGCUGCGUCGCGUCGAGAUCAACGGCAACAAGUUCGACGAGGAGGACCCCAGCAUAGAGAAACUGCGCGAUGUCCUCGAUGCACGGAAAGAAGAGAGUGGUGAGAAUGCGGACGACGAAGAAUACUGGGGUCUAGAUGAACUGGACGAGUUGGACGACGACGACGAAGACGAGGAGGAGAGUGAUGCAGAGGAGAAGCACGGGGAUGCUGGUGAUGACGAGGAGGGUGUUGAGGUCGAGGAGAAGGCUGCGAGGCAGGUCGCGGCGGAUAACGAGGCUGAGGAGAGUAAUGUGGGCCAGGAGAAGGAUAAGAAGGUUGAUGAUUUGGCGGAUAUGAUGGCGAAGACGGAGAUUAAGUGA